UCUCUCUCCAGCGCACUUGGCGUGCUGGAGAGGGGAAGAGCAUCCUGCGAGCGAGAGAACGUGGGGCUCCUAGUCCCGGGCGGCGGGCGGAGGGGAGUUACGAACACAGCGACUCUCCCCUGCUUUCCGCCCCCGCCUCCCCCGGUGGCUAGCAGGACCUGCACCCCGCGCUGGCCCCCGCUCCUGCUCCGUCCCCGCCCGGCCCCGGCGCGCUCCUCCCCGGCCGGCCCCCUUCCUCGGCGCGCGGCGCGCUGGAGGCGAACGCAGUCUGAGCCGAGCGCAGUGGCCGCCGACCACCGAGCGCCCCGCGCCGCCUCCCUGCAUGUGCGUUCAGCGGCGGCCCGCAGCCCCCGCCAGCAGCCUCGGCAGCUUCGGCCGUGCGUCCAGAGGCGGCGGCAGCGGCUCCAGCGGCGGCCGAGCUCUCCAGCCCGAGCUGGGAGACACGAUGCGCCGAAUCCUCCGGCUGCUCCUCGGCUGCUUCCUCACCGAGCUGUGUGCCCGCAUGUGCCGGGCGCAGGAGCGAGCCGGGCACGGGCAGCUGGCGCAACUGGGCGGCGUACUGCUGCUCACGGGGGGCAACCGCUCCGGGGCCGCCUCCGGAGAGGCCGGCGAGGGCGUCGGGGGUUCCGACGCACCACCGACUCGAGCGCCCACGCCGGACUCCUGUCGGGGCUACUUCGAUGUCAUGGGCCAGUGGGACCCGCCGUUCAACUGCAGCUCCGGCGACUUCAUCUUCUGCUGCGGGACUUGUGGCUUCCGGUUCUGCUGCACGUUUAAGAAGCGGCGACUGAACCAGAGCACCUGUACCAACUACGACACGCCACUCUGGCUUAACACGGGCAAGCCCCCAGCGCGUAAGGAUGACCCCUUGCACGACCCCACCAAGGACAAGACCAACCUUAUCGUCUACAUCAUCUGCGGGGUGGUGGCUGUCAUGGUGCUGGUGGGCAUCUUCACCAAGCUGGGGCUAGAGAAAGCGCACCGGCCCCAAAGGGAACACAUGUCCAGAGCCCUUGCAGAUGUCAUGAGGCCACAGGGCCACUGCAACACUGACCACAUGGAGAGAGACCUUAACAUCGUGGUCCACGUGCAGCAUUAUGAGAACAUGGACACAAGAACCCCUAUAAACAAUCUCCAUGCCACCCAGAUGAACAACGCAGUGCCCACUUCUCCUCUGCUCCAGCAGAUGGGACACCCACAUUCAUACCCCAACCUGGGCCAGAUUUCCAAUCCAUAUGAACAGCAGCCCCCAGGCAAAGAGCUCAACAAGUAUGCCUCCUUAAAGGCAGUAGCUGACAAGGUCAAUGAUGACUUCUACGCCAAAAGAAGGCACCUGGCAGAGUUGGCUGCCAAGGGAAAUCUCCCUUUGCACCCUGUAAGAGUGGAAGAUGAGCCUCGGGCCUUCAGCCCGGAGCAUGGGCCUGCCCAGCAGAAUGGACAGAAGUCUCGCACCAACAAGAUGCCCCCGCAUCCCCUGGCCUACAACUCUACUGCUAACUUUAAGACCUGGGACCCCAGUGACCAGUCUCUCCGGCGGCAGGCUUAUGGCACCAAGGGCAAGCUUGGCAUAGCUGAGUCGGGCUCUUGUGACCCCUUGGGGACUCGCACCCAGCACUUCCCACCCACACAGCCAUAUUUCAUCACUAACAGCAAAACAGAAGUGACUGUCUGAGCUUUUACUUCAGGGAGCACCCUGGAGUCCACACUCAACUGAGAGAGGCAAAAAAAUACCAUCCCACCUACAGCGUCCUGGUCCUGUACACCCCCACGCCCAACCCCUCAGCAGACACACACACUCCGUUCUACAGGAACCAACCACAGACCUACUCGUGAUAAGGAAUCAUGCUUUCCCUGGGCCAUGCCUAAUAUGCUCCUGCAGGCAGCUGAGUGAGACCGAAGCACGGACUUUCAGCAAUACAGAGGGGAACUUUCAACUUCAGGCCCAGAUUGUGGGGGUUCAUUUCCUUUUCCUUCAACAGAAAACUGAAAUCCAUUAUAACAGAUAUAUCUGUAGCACAAUGUAGACAAGCUACCCAUGGAGUGCACUGGGUCCCUCCUGUUCUGUCUUCCCUGGUAGAAGGAAAAGGGUGGGCACAUGGAGAGGAGUGUGCCAGAAUGCAUGGAAAGGAAUUUGUUCAUGUCACAAGAAUUUCCUAGUCCCAAGAAGUGAUGCAAACACGGAAUAGUGAGGAGUGUGAGGCAGUAAUGGACCCCGAGCAUUACACUGAUGAACAUUGCAUACCAUUGAAUCUGAAGGCAAAAUGCAAAGUAAGUCUUCACAAAGUAAGCCCACAGUCAGUGAUAAGAAAGGGAAAAAAACAUUCUAAAGAACUCCCUGAAAGACUGUGAUGUUGGUAGUGAUGGGCGUUUAUGAUAGCCAAAGGGUCCAGAGAAUAAUAUAGAAGAACUUUUAAAGUGACACAUUAAGUGAACACACAAAAUAUUAAUUUUGCCCAGGACUUAGAGAACCUGCAGUUGGAGAAUUAACAGCAGGUGAGAUGGGCACUGAGGAACUUUCACUUCCCGGGUCAUCUCCAAGAACUGGGACAAAGACAAAAACCAUCCUCUAUGAACUGUCUGUCCCCACCGCCCUUUGCCCUCAGCGUGCCGCUGCCACUGCUGCCAAACUUCAAUUGCUUUGGAGUGAAAAAUGUCAUAAGCGUGGGUGGUGCCUUCAGUGUGUCGCUGUUGUUCAAGUGAUGGUGUCGUUUCCCAAGUGCAUCCUCUGUUCCUUUAUCCUUCCUGCCUCCUGUUUCCCCUGCAGUAGUGAUGUUCUGUCUUUCCUUUGUAGGUGAGCCCAGCCAAUUAACACCCUUUGAAGGAGCUGCUACAGUGUCAGAGGUACCUAAGAAUACCCCAGUUCCCACCCUCCCAGCUGAUUACCUCCAGGGGCACCUUCAUGCCAUCCUUUCUUACCUGGACUAUCCCCAAGCUGCUCUACAGAUUGGUUCCUACAGACAAUAGCCAUUGGGUUCCAAAGUCUUUCAUUUAGUGGAAGCACAGACAGGUACAUGGAGAGGCAAGAGAGUUUUGUUUAGAGAGAAAAGUCUGCAACUAUCCCCUGAAGCUCUUAGCUAAUUAGCAGGAAUCUUCUGAAAGCUCACAGCUUCUUUGGUGUAAAAAUCUAGUGAAAUAGAAUUGGAGCAUUCCAUGUGAUGUUCUGUUGCCUGGGCUCUCUGGCAUCACAGCAUCAGCACACCAGAUAGUUUCCAUGUUCCAAGCAAGUAAAAAGAACCUGGCAAUAUCUUCAAUCUCUCUGGGGCUGUCUCCCAUCUGAAGCAUAGGGAAUCUGGCCUAAGUCAAGUCUUUUCAGUUUUUAAAACAAUACUAUGUUCUUAUUUACAGAAGAAAUUCUGAAAAGAUAAAACUCUAUAAGAUUCCCAAAUAAGAAGAGGUGUAGAAAAGAUCAACACAGAGGUCAGAGGUCAGAGUAAAUGUUGAGGUGCCAGCACUCUCCGUAGGGGAGUAUGAACUGCUGGCUUGCACAUCUCUUUGAUAUGAGGUAGUUAUGUCCUCAUCACACAUCAGCAUCCAGAGAUUAUCAUCACAGUAUUGGUAUCUAAAUACGUUUGCUUUUAAGCCAUGUUAUUUUAAAAGGGAGGCAUCUUGUCUUUAUCACAUAUAGAACACUAGCAUCCAUUGCCAUGAAUCUGAACAGACAUUAAACAUGGAGAACAUAUUGGCCUCAAAGACAAAACUCUAGUGAAGGUCUGGCCUGCUCUCCUGUCUCUCAAAAAGAUAUUAGUCUAGUUAAAGAUACUAGUACACAAUAGAGAGUUUGUCCGUGGAAUAAUCCAGUGAAGGGGAAAGCAGAUGACAAGAAACUCCCCCUUUUUAAGUUGGUAUUAAAUCGUGCCCUGUCUCCAUAUGCUACCUCCAUGACAUACAGUUUGCAUGUACUAGUGGCAUACAGCACUACUUCAAGAAGUACUUACCCGAGAGGUUCUUUUCAGGUCAAGUUCUGCAAUCCUUUCCUUCUAGCUCAUUUCCCCCCUCCAUUCCCUUCCCCUCCCCAUUCUAACUCUAAUUUGAAAGUCUUUCUUGAUCCUUAGUCUAUAUUAGUCUAUUUCUUACUCUUCCUUCUUUUUGAAGAAGACUUCGUUCAAGUAGACUUGGCUCCUUGGUCUGUAAAUGUUAUUUUGACUUCCCAGACACUCUGGCCACUAGCAUGUAGCAUUUACUUCCUAGGUAGUGAGGUCGGUCGUAGACAGCUCACACAGUGCUUGCCUCCUAGUGCUUCCUGUUUGACUCUGGGGGGUGAACUGAGGAGUGACAAUCAGCAGGAAAUAUCUGUUUAUUUUUUGCCUUCCCCUUGGGAAGCUAGAUAAACCUUAUGAUAUUGAAAGAGAGCAUGACCUAAACAAUAACUGAAGAGAAAGAGUAAGAUUAUAAAACUGUUUUCUUCUCCUUCCCUGUGACCCCCCAAUUUCUAACUCUCUGGGACCAGACCAUGGCUUCCCUCACCUUCCUGGAGUCUCAGCCUCCAUCCGCCUUGGGCUCUGCCUGGAAUUCCCAUCUAACCUCCCCCAGUUUUUUUGUGUAAAUGGAGCAUAUUUUAUGUGCAAAUAUUUUAGUAACCGUAUGUUCUGCAAGUAAACCUGUGUUAACACUUGUCACACUGCAGAGUUUAUGAUACAAUAACACUUCCUACAAUGAAGAAAAAAAACAUUUGUUUGUUUUCUAAGAAUGUUUAUUUGUAAACAU
Molecule: messenger RNA, 4704 nt
Organism: Apodemus sylvaticus (European woodmouse)
Lineage: Eukaryota; Metazoa; Chordata; Mammalia; Rodentia; Muridae
Gene: Shisa9
Product: shisa family member 9
Exons: 4
Coding region: 323-1672 (449 amino acids)
Biological process (GO): regulation of AMPA receptor activity; regulation of short-term neuronal synaptic plasticity
Cellular component (GO): dendritic spine membrane; postsynaptic density; AMPA glutamate receptor complex
Source: RefSeq, a predicted model, not a curated record